CGAGCCGGCGAAGGGGGGGCGAGCGGCGCGGAGAGAAGCGGUGAGGCCGGUGGCCGAUGGAGAGGGACAAGCCGACGGAUAAACAUUACGUGCACAGCGAGUCCGCACACACGUUCGUUUAGUUGAAAGGAAAACAUCGUGGCGAUCCGACGCUGUGCGCCGAUCGUCGUCGCAUUUCGCAGACACCGAGUUUCCCACCGGUCUAUCCAACGACAGCUCCGGCGUGCCCGGCUGUUUACCGAUGCGUUGUCCUUGGUCAAGAACAGAAGAACCACCUGAGACCACUGGUACCGAUCCACCUGGGACAGCCUGAGGAAGUUCUCGUUUUAGAAAGGCGAGGUAAAGCCAGCUCGCUCGCUCGUUCGUGGCUCUCAUUGCGAGGAGUGCGAGCGGAUCGAAGAAAGAAGGAAAGGAAGAAGUAUACCGUUGUAGAUACAGUCCACGCUACCAGAAGAGGAUCGCCGGACGAGUUUCCCGGAGGGACGUUCAACGAUCGGAUUAAAGGGUCCACGCGCAGAACAGAUCCUCCUAAGACGUUGGACGGACACGGUCGAUCAUGGAUCUAGUCUACGUCCCCGAAGUCCUGACCUACGGCUUCCUCAGGGGUCAACAGUACAGGGACUACGAGCAGCCCUGGAAUACAAACUAUUUCAACGACGGCCGAUCGCAGAAUCAUUAUCAGCGGCUGCCGCAGCAACACCACGACCAGAAACAAUUGUCGAAAGAGAAUUGCCACCUGUGCCGAGAGAACAAAAGAAGAAGCCUCGCGGCUUACAUAAGAGGCAAAUCGCGGAGAAGUUCUUGCAAAGAGAUCCACGAGGAAGAAGACGAGCAGGACGUUAGGGAGGAGAAUGAUGUAAAUAGUGAUGAUCAGCCGUCGAAAGUGGAAAACGAAAGUUCAAAGGCCGGCGACUCGAAAGAGGAGCGUAAGGAGUCGUAAUACAGUUAAAAUCGUCUUGCAUAAUUGCACGCUGCAUAAUUGCGAUACACUUCGGGUAGACUCUUAUAGAUAUCGAUGAACUUUGCAUACGGGAUACACGAUACGUAAACAGUUUCGGCGAUAUAACGAUUAAUUUAUUUUUGUCAUUUUUUCAUACUUCCGAAUGGAAGAAGACAAAAGUACUACCUUAUUGGUAUGUAUAUACAAAAUGUAUACACACGUGGAUUAUUAUUGAAACGGUAGGCGUGCGAGAGAAAUUAAUGCUCUGCCGUGUUGAGAUAAUAUAUUUAAUUAAAGAAUGAUUCGUUAAUCGGUAACGAGCAUGAGAUAGGUUUACGCAUUAUUGAUUGUUUAAAUUUCUUCCAAUACAUUGUUUAUUAUAAGAAGCAUGGUAAAGAUGUUACGUUAUUAUUCAACGAUUCUUGUAUCUAAUAAACUGCAUUUACAUAGAAAAUUAGAAUUAAGAGGAUAUUCAAUGGGAUAUUGAAUAAUUUAUAAGACUGACUUUACACAAGGAACUAUAUUGGAAGAAAUGUUGGCUGAAGAUAAUGUUAUAGUUAGUUAAUAAGUAUGUUAGAGAAUAGAGUGGUACCUCGACUUAAUUAUCUAUCUAAGUUUGUACCAUGGAACCCAGUUUUUCAUUAUAUUAUAAUGCAGGAUUAUAGAAGCAUCACGGUUCGUUUCUCGAAAUUAAGUUUGAAUCUAAAGAUUAAAAUGGAUUACGAAGAAAGUUCGUAUGCUGAAAAGUUUGUAUGUAGAGCAGCUCGUAAGUCGAGGUACCACUGUAUAUUGUAGAGAUAAUAUAGAAUGCUAAAGAAGUACUAUUAUUAUAAUAUUUACAGACUGUUAAAGAAUGCUUUAUUAAUAGCAAAAGCAAUAAAUAAGUAAUCCUAGAAAGAUAAUCUUUCUGAUUUGUUUUAAUGUCACUUACCUUCAACAGCCAUGUAAGCACGGAUUCUCUAUAUGGAACGAAACCUCGUUUGCGAUUAUUUGUGUUUUCAGCAAGAGAAGCAAUCACUUUUCCUAAUGUAAGCAGUGACUUGUUAAUGGAUACACCUUCCUAUAACAUACAAUUGAAUAUAUUAUAUAUAGACAAGUUACUAUAAAAUUUAACUAUGUAUCCAGAUGUAAUGAAACAAACCUUCAAUCUAUCA
This is a messenger RNA of Nomia melanderi (Alkali bee), 2094 nucleotides long. RefSeq lists its product as uncharacterized. The record is from RefSeq and is a predicted model, not a curated record. Lineage: Eukaryota; Metazoa; Arthropoda; Insecta; Hymenoptera; Halictidae.